AUGUCAGCUACAACAACUACAGCGACAGGAGCAGGAACAGCUAACCAACUUCUGGUUGUGGAUGGCGUUGUAUUAGCUCAAAUAUUCAAUGGAUUGAAAUCAACCAGAGAAGAAGAACGAACGAGAUAUGCACAAGAAUUAAGGAAUCAUCUAACUUCAAUUGCAAGAGAUUUAUCAUCAGAACAAUUCAAUAGAUACAAUAAUGACAUCAAUAAAGCUGUUUUUGAAUUAUUGCAUUGUGACGAGACUGCGGAAGUAUUGGGAGGUAUUGCUGCCUUGAAUGCGUUAAUUGAUUUUGAUUCUGGUGUAGGUAAAGAAAAUGCCAGUAAAACAGCUAGAUUCUCAAAUUAUUUAGGUCCAUUGAUCUUAUCUAAUGAUCUUAUAAUUAUGAAACAAGCGACAAAGACAUUGGGGAAAUUAGCAAGACUUGGUGGUAAUUUAACAGGAGAUUUCGUUGAUUAUGAAGGUAAAAGAGCAAUUGAGUGGUUACAAAGUGAUAAUAAACAACACGAACAUAGAAGACAUGCAGCUAUUUUGAUUAUAACUGCACUUGCUGAUAAUGCACCUACUUUAUUAUCACCCUUGAUUAAUCAAAUAUUGGAACAUUUAUGGGUACCCUUAAGAGACCAUAAAUUAAUUAUAAGGACAGAUGCAGCAAUUGCACUUCAGAAAUGUAUGGAUAUUAUUUACGACAGAGAUGUUAAUGCCCGAACAUUUUGGGUCAAGAGAAUGAUUGAACUGGCUUCGAGAUUACUUAAUGAAAAUGAUAUCAGUGAAUCUAAUAAUGAUAUGAGUGAUGGAGGAGUUGUUAGAAGUGGUAGUGGUGGUGGGAGCUAUUCAUUCUUAUCAUCAUCCUCACCACAAUCCAGCGAGAACAUCCAUGGGUCAUUAUUGGUUUAUCGUGAAUUACUUAGAUACUUUAAUGAUCCUUAUAUUGCAUCGAAAUUUGAACAAAUAUAUGAAAAUACUAUUUUGUACAAGCAUCAUAAAUUAGCCAUCAUAAGACAAGAAUUAACUAAUAUUUUCCCAUUAUUAUGUAAAGUCAAUCCAGAAUUAUUCGUGGAGAAAUAUCUUCAUAGAACAUUAUUUUAUUAUUUAUCACAACUUAAAAAAUACAAAGGACAGCACAAUGAAACUGCAAAUGCCGAUAAAAGUGCAAUAUUUAAAAGUAUAGGAUUAAUAGCAUUGGAUGUUGGAAAUCAAAUGGCUACUUAUUUGGAUGCAAUUUUGGAUAAUAUAAGAGAAGGAUUAUCAUAUUCUUCAAAUUCGGGUGUACAACUGAUUUUAGCAAAUGCAGUAUCAAAUGAAACUCCCAAUAUAAAUGCCAAUUCAAUGGCCAAUUUGACACCGGGAUCUAAAUAUACUGCAAGUAGGAAAGAAACAGAACCAGCUAUAUUUGAUUGUAUUGGGAAAUUAUCAAUUGCCGUGGGUCCUGCAUUGACAAAACAUUUACAACGAGAUAUUUUAGAUAUGAUGUUUGCCAAUUGUUCAUUAUCAAGACAUAUGCAAGAUGUUUUACAAACAUUAAUAACCAAUAUACCUACAUUAACCAAUCUCAUCAAUGAAAAAUUAUUGAAUUUAUUGAGCUUAGUACUAUCAGGAAAAGGGUUUCAACCACCCGGAUCUCCAUAUGGAACUAUAAGAGUUAAUCAUUCACUUGCAAGAGAUUGUAGAUUAAUCAUGAUUUCAAGAGAUAGUGGAUUAAGCAUCAAUAAUAUUUUAAAUAAUCAAGAACAAUAUGAAAGAUGGGAUAGCAGAAUUUUAGUGCAAGCUUUGGAAAUGUUGGCAUUUUUCAAAUUUGAGAAUUAUCAAUUGAAUGAAUUUGUAAGAUAUUGUACGAUUACAUAUUUGGAACAUCGUAGUCCGGAAGUCAGACUAACUGCAACUGUGACUUCAUGUGGAAUAUUUGUUAAAGAUCCAAUAUGUCAACAAAUCAGUGUUAAUGCUUUGAAUGCAGUGAAUGAAGUCUUGGGUAAGUUGCUUUCAAUUUCAAUUACUGAUCCUUCUCCAGAGAUUAGAUUACAAGGUUUAAAAUGCUUAGCUAAUGCAGGGAAUUUUGAUGCACAAUUAUCUCAAGCUGAUAAUGUCAGAUUAUUAUUCAUUGCUUUGAAUGAUGAAAUUUUUAGUAUCAGACAAGUCGCCAUUCGAAUUUUGGGGAGAUUAUCAUCGAUUAAUCCAGCAUAUAUUGUACCAUCUUUAAGAAGAACGUUGAUUCAAUUGUUGCAAAGAUUGGAAUAUUCUACAACCAGUAGAAGGAGAGAAGAAAGUGCCAUUUUAUUAGCAUUACUUAUUGGAAAUUCAAAGGAAUUGACCAGACCAUAUGUCAAACCAAUCGUGGAAGCAUUGUUACCAAAGGCAAAAGAUUUGACUUCAUCACUGGUUGCAUCUAGUGCCAUUAAUUGUUUAGGAGAAUUAGCAGUCGUGGGAGGUGAAGAUUUAAAGCCAUUUAUACCUGAUUUGAUGCCAUUAAUUUUAGAUACGUUCCAAGAUCAAAGUUCUUCAUAUAAGAGAGAUGCGGCUUUGAAAACAUUAGGACAGCUUGCCUCUUCAUCAGGGUAUGUUAUUCAGCCAUUAUUAGACUAUCCACAAUUGUUAGGUAUGCUUGUUGGAAUUUUAAAACUGGAAACAUCACCUAAGAUACGAAGAGAAACAGUUAGAUUAUUAGGGAUUUUGGGUGCACUUGAUCCAUAUAAAUAUCGAGAAGUUGAACAGAAUUCAAAAAAUAUCCCAGCUGAACAAAAUGCUCCUCCUAUUGAUGUGGCGUUGUUGAUGCAAGGGAUGUCUCCUUCCAAUGAAGAAUAUUAUCCAACUGUGGCAAUCACCAAUUUGAUGAAGAUUUUAAAAGAUCCAUCAUUAAAAGAACAUCAUACGAAAGUUAUUCAAGCGAUAAUGUACAUUUUUCAAACUUUAGGGUUAAGAUGUGUUUCAUUCUUACCUCAAAUUAUUCCAGGAAUUAUUAAUGUUAUGCAUACUUGUCAACCAUCAAUGUUGAAAUUUUAUUUCCAACAAUUAGGUGCCAUGAUAUUAAUUGUAAAACAACAUAUACGACCAUUUUUGAAUGAUAUUUUUGAAGUAAUAAAGGAAUUUUUCUGGAUGAAUUCUCAAUUAAAUAUCCAAGUGAUUAUCAUUGGUGUUAUUGAAUCUAUUUCUAAAGCUUUAGAAGGAGAAUUUAAGAUGUAUUUACCAGAUGUUUUAACUUUGUUGUUACAAGUCUGUGAUGGUGAUAAGUCAGAUAAUAGAGCUCCAGCAAUGCAUGUAUUGAGAAGUUUUGUUGUUUUUGGAAGUAAUAUUGAGGAGUACGUGGAUAUUAUUGUGCCUAAUAUUGUCAGACUUUUUGAAACAGGACCAAUUGAAUUAAGAAGAGCAGCAAUCGAGACCAUUGGUAGAUUAUCCAAGAAUGUAAUGUUGAAUGAUAUGUCAUCACGAAUUAUCCAUCCAUUGUUGAGAAUUCUUAGUCAAAGUAAUGAUGAAUUGAAGGAACCUGCAAUCAAUACUUUAAGCUAUUUAUUGAUUCAAUUAGGACCAGAGUUUGGUGUUUUCAUUCCUGUUAUUAAGAAGGUAUUGUUAGAACAAAAGAUCUAUGCACCAAAGUUUGAACAAUUAGUAGGAAAGCUUGUUAGCGGAGAUCCAUUACCACUCCAUUUGGAUAUUUAUAAAGAUUACGAUCAAAGCCAUUAUGAUGUUGCUGAUUCAGAUAUGCCAUCAAAGAAAUUACCAGUGAAUCAAUCUGCAUUGAAGGCCGCAUGGGAUGCCAGUCUGCGUCGUACCAAGGAAGAUUGGCAAGAAUGGAUUGGAAGAUUGUCUAAAGAAUUAUUGUUACAAAGUCCUUCUCAUGCUAUUAGGGCCUGUGCUGGUUUAGCAUCCGAUUAUUAUCCACUUGCAAAAGAUUUAUUCAAUGCUAGUUUUGCAAGUUGUUGGAGUGAAUUGUAUUCUCAACAUAAAGAAGAAUUAGUUCAAGCAUUAUGUAUUGCCCUUUCAUCACCAAGUAACCCACCUGAAAUUCAUCAAAUUUUAUUGAAUCUUGCCGAAUUUAUGGAACAUGAUGAUAAAUCAUUACCGAUUGCCAUUACAACAUUAGGUCAAUAUGCUCAACGUUGUCAUGCUUUUGCAAAGGCUUUACAUUAUAAGGAAUUAGAAUUCUAUGAAGAACCAACUACCCCUACAAUCGAAUCUUUAAUCAGUAUCAAUAAUCAAUUACAGCAAUCUGAUGCGGCUAUUGGAAUUUUAAAACAUGCUCAAUUACAUCAUGAUCUUCAAUUAAAGGAAACUUGGUAUGAGAAAUUACAACGUUGGGAAGAUGCAUUGAAAGCAUAUAAUGAAAGAGAAAAGCUUGAACCAAAUGAUAUGGAAAUUACUAUGGGUAAAAUGAGAUGCUUCCAUGCAUUGGGAGAAUGGGAACAACUUUCAGAAUUGGCCAGAAGUAAAUGGGAUAAUUCAUCAAGUGAUAUCAAGAGAAGUGUAGCUCCAUUGGCUGCCGCUGCGGCAUGGGGGUUAGGUCAAUGGGAUAGAAUGGAUUCAUGUAUCAAAGUCAUGAAACAGGAGUCACCGGAUAAAGCGUUCUUCAAUGCAAUUUUGAGUCUUCAUCGUAAUAAUUUUGAAGAUGCAUCCGAUCAUAUAUUAAAGGCUAGAGAUUUAUUAGUGACUGAAAUUACUGCGUUGGUGAGUGAAAGUUAUAAUAGGGCUUAUGGGGUUGUGGUUAGAGUUCAAAUGUUGGCAGAAUUAGAAGAAAUUAUUAAGUAUAAACGUUUACCCCAAGGAUCAGACAGGAGAGCUAUUAUGCGAAAGACUUGGAAUACGAGAUUGUUGGGAUGCCAGAGAAAUGUGGAUAUAUGGCAAAGAAUGUUAAAAGUACGUGCAUUAGUUAUCAAACCAAAGCAAGAUAUGGAUAUGUGGAUCAAAUUUGCCAAUCUUUGUAGAAAAUCAGGAAGACUCAAUUUAGCAGAAAAGUCAUUAAACUCAUUGUUGGAAGAAGGAUCACCUGAAAAUCCUUCUAGGGCUCCACCUCAAGUCGUUUAUGCACAAUUGAAAUACAUGUGGGCCAAGGGACAAAGACCAGAAGCAUUACGUCAUUUAAUUGAUUUCACAACCAGAAUGUCACAAGACCUUGGAUUGAAUCCUAAUGAUUUGAUAACUCAACCAUUACCAUCAGAAGGUCCAGGCAUUCCUAAGCAUGUUGAAGAAUAUACUAGACUUUUGGCUAGAUGCUUUUUGAAACAAGGUGAAUGGCAGAUUGCAUUGAAUAAUAAUUGGAGAACAGAAACUUCAGAAAUCAUUUUAGGUGCAUAUUUAUUGGCAACUCAUUUCGAUAAUAAAUGGUAUAAGGCAUGGCAUAAUUGGGCACUUGCAAAUUUCGAAGUUAUUUCAUUAUACACUAGUCAAAAUAAUGCCAACAAUAACAAAUUUGAAGUUCUUGAUCAGAAUGAAUCAACAAAUUCGAAAAAUAAUGAAGAUGGUGAACAAAGUCAACAACAAAGACAGCCUAGUCAACCUAAUAUCAUCCCAAUCGAAGCAGUUCAAAGACAUGUCAUUCCUUCUAUUAAAGGUUUCUUUCAUUCUAUUGCUUUGUCAUAUUCAAAUUCACUUCAAGAUAUGUUGAGAUUGCUCACAUUAUGGUUUAAGUUUGGUGGAAUCCCAGAAGCAGCACAAGCAAUGACCGAAGGGUUCAAUAUGGUCAAGAUUGACAAUUGGUUAGAAGUUGUUCCACAAUUGAUUUCUCGUAUUCAUCAACCAAAUCAAAUUGUUAGUAGAUCUUUGUUUGGAUUGUUAACUGAUUUAGGUAAAGCACAUCCACAAGCAUUGGUGUAUCCAUUAGCAGUUGCCAUUACUUCAGAGUCGGUAAGUCGUAAGAGAGCAGCUCAGUCAAUAAUUGAAAAGAUGAGAUUGCAUUCAGCAAGUUUGGUUGAUCAAGCAGAAUUAGUAAGUCAUGAACUUAUCAGAGUUGCUGUUCUUUGGCAUGAACAAUGGUAUGAAGGGUUAGAAGAUGCGUCGAGAUUAUUCUUUGGAGAACACAAUACCGAAAAGAUGUUUGAAGUUUUGGAGCCUCUUCAUCAAAUGUUACAAAAGGGACCUGAAACUAUGAGAGAACAAGCUUUUGCCAAUGCAUUUGGAAGAGAACUUGCAGAUGCGUAUGAAUGGGUAUUGAAUUUUAGAAGAACAAAGGAUAUUACUAAUUUGAAUCAAGCUUGGGAUAUUUAUUAUAAUGUGUUUAGAAGAAUUACUAGACAAUUACCACAAUUGGUUAGUCUUGAAUUACAAUUUGUUUCACCUAAUUUGGAAAAAGCUAGAGAUUUAGAAUUAGCAGUUCCCGGUACAUAUGAAGCUGGUAAACCUGUCAUUAGAAUUAUUAGAUUUGAUCCAACGUUUUCGGUUAUUACUUCUAAGCAAAGACCAAGAAAACUUGCAUGUCGAGGAAGUGAUGGUAAGGAUUAUCAAUAUGCAUUGAAGGGACAUGAAGAUAUUCGACAAGAUAAUUUAGUUAUGCAGUUAUUUGGUUUAGUCAAUACUUUAUUAGUCAAUGAUCCUGAAUGUUUCAAGAGACAUUUGGAUAUUCAACAAUAUCCAGCAAUUCCGUUAUCGCCAAAGGUUGGUUUGUUAGGUUGGGUUCCUAAUAGUGAUACUUUCCAUGUUUUAAUUAAAGGAUACAGAGAAUCCAGAAGUAUCAUGUUGAAUAUUGAACAUCGUCUUUUACUUCAAAUGGCACCUGAUUAUGAUAUUUUGACGUUAUUGCAAAAGGUUGAAGUCUUUACCAGUGCUUUGGAUAACACAAGAGGUCAAGAUUUGUAUAAGGUCUUGUGGUUGAAAUCAAAAUCUUCAGAAGCAUGGUUGGAUCGUCGUACUACUUAUACAAGAUCUUUGGCAGUUAUGUCUAUGGUUGGGUACAUUCUUGGUUUAGGUGAUAGACAUCCUUCGAAUUUGAUGUUGGAUAGAAUUACUGGUAAGGUUGUUCACAUUGAUUUUGGUGAUUGUUUCGAAGCAGCUAUUCUUCGAGAAAAAUAUCCCGAAAAGGUUCCAUUUAGAUUAACUAGAAUGUUGAAUUAUGCCAUGGAAGUAAGUGGUAUUGAGGGAUCAUUUCGAAUUACUUGUGAGCAUGUCAUGAGAGUGUUAAGAGACAAUAAGGAGUCCUUAAUGGCAAUUCUUGAAGCAUUUGCAUAUGAUCCAUUGAUUAAUUGGGGGUUCGAUUUCCCAACUAAAGCGGUCGCUGAAGCUACUGGUAUUAGAGUUCCUCAAGUCAAUACAGCAGAAUUAUUAAGACGAGGUCAAAUUGAUGAAAAGGAAGCAGCAAGAUUACAGAAGCAGAAUGAAUUAGAAAUUAGAAAUGCAAGAGCUGCUUUGGUUUUGAAGAGAAUUACGGAUAAGUUGACUGGUGAUGACAUUAAGAGACUUAGAGGAUUGGAUGUUCCUACUCAAGUGGAUAAAUUGAUUCAACAAGCCACUAGUGUAGAGAAUUUAUGUCAACAUUAUAUUGGUUGGUGUUCAUUCUGGUAG
Hemisphaericaspora subhashii is the source of this 7485-nucleotide messenger RNA. It is a transcript of the gene TOR1, whose product is annotated as phosphatidylinositol kinase-related protein kinase. Gene Ontology annotation, biological process: TOR signaling; protein phosphorylation; negative regulation of macroautophagy. The record is from RefSeq and is a predicted model, not a curated record. Bases 1 to 7485 code for a protein of 2494 amino acids. Gene Ontology annotation, molecular function: protein serine/threonine kinase activity; protein-containing complex binding; protein binding. NCBI's taxonomy places the organism in Eukaryota, Fungi, Ascomycota, Pichiomycetes, Serinales, Debaryomycetaceae. The transcript has a single exon. Gene Ontology annotation, cellular component: TORC2 complex; TORC1 complex; nucleus.